AUGUCCAAAAUGAAAGCCAGAAAAAAUCUCCCAGUGCAUAUAGUGGAGCCACAUAAUGAUGCUGUUCCGUUUUUACACUGGGCAAUUGCGUCACGAUUACUUCCAUAUUCAGGCAUUCCUGUGGUACACUUUGACUCACACCCUGACUUGCUGAUACCCAUCAACUUGCAGGCGGAUGUUGUCUUUAAGCCGCAGCUACUUUAUGAGUCUAUUAGUAUUGAAAACUGGUUGUUGCCAUUAACUUACGCUAAACAUUUGAACCAAAUUGUUUGUGUGAAGCCACCAUGGCGUCAGCAGAUCAAGACACCAGAACAUACAUUUUCUAUCGGUAAAUGCACAGCUACUGGAAAGUUAAGGCUUGUUUUGUCCAGCUCAAGACUUGCUGAUGCAGGCAGUGUCAAACUGACAGUUAUAGAGCUCUUGCCUGACAAACAUGAUGAGAAGGAGGCUUUGAGGAGACUCUAUCACUAUUCUACAGUCACAAAUUUCUCUGAUGAGAAUAUUGGAGACACAGAUAAACCAGCUGGAGAAUGUUGUUUUGUUUCUCACCUGGAAACUAAGUGGUUUGGACUAAAGCUAUCUGUUACAGAGUGGAAGCCACAGUCAUGCUCUUCACUUGCUGAUUUUACAGGACAAAAUCUGGAGGAAUUCUUAUUUCUGGAUUCUCAUCAGCAGGCUGACCUUAACCUCUUGUGUAGAAGUUGUCUUGAACACAGAGAAGAAAAGAAUGUAACAUUUAUAAUGCUUCACUACUUUGGGUGCACACUGGAUGAUACUGAACUUCCCCAUCAUAUCAGCACAUUAGAACAAGUUCGGGCUCUUCAGACUUCUUUCAAGAAUCUGUUAGAACAUCUUCCUAAACCAACUAUUGUAACUAUUGCCAGGUCAAGCGAUGAUGGAUACUGUCCUAAAGAUGUUGUAGACCAAUACCGGAUAGAUAUUCUUAACAUUUUAGAGGAAUUGUACGGGCCUGUGCAGAUAAAUAAACACUAUGAAUAG
Messenger RNA from Candidula unifasciata, 999 nucleotides. The record is from the annotation of a GenBank genome assembly. Lineage: Eukaryota; Metazoa; Mollusca; Gastropoda; Stylommatophora; Geomitridae.